UUUACUUUGCAUGGUUAUUGGUUACUGGUUACAUUGAUUACCGCGCGCCUUACGGCUCACAGUAAUUGUUACAUCAGGUUACAUCACGUGCAGGUCACCAUUGUUAUUUAUUCAUUGUUUUGUUUUGGUAUACUGACCCUUUUGUUCUUAAAUGAGGGUUUUAGUGCGAUUCUUGUAAGGAUAACCAGGUAUAAGUCACUUGAAGAGUUGAUUUUUGAAAAACAGUCAUCUACUUGAUAGGAGAUAAUUUGAACUGCUUAACCAUGGACUUUAGUAAACUGCAGGCAUAUCAACAAACUCUAUUGAACCAAGUGUAUUUGCAGGAGACAGAGCAAAACGAGAAUCGCCUAAAGUCCUGGAUAGAACACAAAGAAAAACACUUACAGAUAAUUCAAGGAAUAGAAAAACUAGUGCAGGAAUUGUCUGUUAAUUGUAUGGUGCCAAUUGGAAAGAGAGCUUUAAUGAAAGGAAAGCUUAUGCACACCAAUGAAAUACUUGUUUGCAUUGGGGGUGGAUAUUUCGUCAAAUACAGUGCCCAACAAGCAAUAGCGUUAUGCAAUCGAAGAAUCAAAAGUUCUGAUGAAAUGAUCAGAAAGCUUGAAGAAGAAAGAAAUUUACUUCAAGUCCGAAGAAUGCUACCUCUGAACUGCGGUGCAUUUGAAUCUGAAGACUGUAAAGAUAUUGUUGAAUUUUGGGAUGAAAAAACCUUACAAGAUUGGAAACAUAAACAUAAAACGAGGGAAAAAAUAUAUCGAGAAAAAUUGAAAAACUCCAGCAGCAAAACUUUGGAAAACGAAAUUACCCAGGAUGAGCUAUCCAAGCGACUCGAUGAGUUGGAAUUGCAAGAAGAACUGGCUAACAAAUUAAAUAGGCUGGAGAAUAGUGAAAGUAUUUUUCAUCAACCAUCAGAAGGGAAUAUAAAAAAACCUAUAAAUGAAAAUUUAGAUAAAAAUGAGUGUGAAAACGAUGAUGAUGAUGAUGGUGGUGAUGAUGGUGAUGAUGACGACGACGACAAUGGCGAUGACAACAGUGAUGGCCAUGGUGAAAGUAAUAAUUGUACCUAUAGUAAUCAUCAAGUAAAUAAAAUAAGCGGAAAAUUUGAAGUUUCUAUCAUUAAAGAAGAAGAUAACGUGUGUAAAACAAUCGCAGAAAAAGAAAUACAUUACAAGAGUUAUGGGGAUAAAAAUGAAGAGGAUAAAAAAUUGAAAAAAUCAGAAAGAAGGGUUUCUUUCGCUGAUCCUCAGUUUGUAGAAAUAGAAUCAGUCGCUAACGGCGACGAACUCAAAUGUGUCAAAACUAAUGGAGACGACCUCAUCAAGAUUGAAUUUAGGCAUUCUCAGACCACCGCUUUAAAUUUAAAAAAUAAUUAUAAAAAUGACAUAAAUAAUCCAAGUGAUGUUUAUGACAUUUUUUCCAAGCCUAAAUCAAUACUCAAGAUUUCAUCGAAUGUAAAUUAUGUUAAUUAUGUUUAUGAAAAUACACCAUUGAUAGAAGAAGAUACUUUGCAAGGAGAAUGCAAAGAUGAAAAUAAUCAACUUGAAAAGUCUACUUAUAUCACUGUAGUUAAAGACGUUAAAGAAAAAAAUAUCGACAGUCCUAUGACGGAAUCUUUGGGAAAAACUAAAAAAAAUCGACCAAUUAGCAGAUUUAAACUAGAAAGAACACACGAAAAGACAAAAUAAUUUUGUUUUAUAAUUUUUAAUUUUGUAUGAUAAAUAUUAUGUAGAUAUUAUUCAUUACUCUAGAAGGCUCCACGAUGGACUUAAAUUCUGUUUGAAUGUAAAAUAAAAUUAUUUACUUGCUCUUUGUACCCCUCAUAAUGUCAAUACAUUGUAUACAAAUUGCUGUUUUAUAUUUACAUAACUUUAGAUUAUGAAAAAAUACAAGUAAAUUGUUGCGCAUAA
Molecule: messenger RNA, 1904 nt
Organism: Copidosoma floridanum
Lineage: Eukaryota; Metazoa; Arthropoda; Insecta; Hymenoptera; Encyrtidae
Gene: uri
Product: unconventional prefoldin RPB5 interactor
Biological process (GO): negative regulation of phosphatase activity; negative regulation of transcription by RNA polymerase II
Molecular function (GO): phosphatase inhibitor activity; transcription corepressor activity; chromatin binding
Source: RefSeq, a predicted model, not a curated record